Stegastes partitus (bicolor damselfish) is the source of this 2820-nucleotide messenger RNA. Its product is annotated as monocarboxylate transporter 13. Gene Ontology annotation, biological process: monocarboxylic acid transport; transmembrane transport. The record is from RefSeq and is a predicted model, not a curated record. Gene Ontology annotation, molecular function: monocarboxylic acid transmembrane transporter activity. Bases 314 to 1615 code for a protein of 433 amino acids. NCBI's taxonomy places the organism in Eukaryota, Metazoa, Chordata, Actinopteri, Pomacentridae. The transcript has 5 exons.
UCUCAGGUCGGUUCGCCGGCAGCUCUCAGGUCCAGUCGGGAUGAUGACAGCCCGCUGCUGCUCGAACUAGUCCGACUGCUCGUGGUGCUGUUUGAUCAGCGUGAGGAGGAACGAGGCUAAACGGCCGGUACCGGUUCUAACGGUCACCGGAUCCACCUCCCGAGCUGCCGGUGGAGCGGACGGACCGGAGCGGACCGCCGCACGGAGAGCUGCUGGUGGUGUCCCGGUAGACAUGUGGAGGACACCGGGAGGAGAACCGUAACGAGAGAGAAAAGAAAUCAGAGCCAGCCGAGCAGCCAGAGGGACGAGGAGGAUGCAGUCCAGGAGCACCAGGCCUCCUGACGGGGGGUACGGCUGGGUGGUGGUGGCCUCGGCCUUCCUCACCAUGGGCCUCACCGCUGCUGUCCUCAAGAACUUCGGCCUCUUCUUCCUGGACAUCCAGAACCACUUCGGAGUCCCGCUGAGCACCACCUCCUGGGUCACCUCCACCACUAUUGCCUUGUUUCACCUCGGAGGUCCGGUAGCCAGUGCGCUGACCUUACGGUUUUCCCAGAGGGUGGUCAUUAUGGUCGGAGGGCUGCUGACCACUUCGGGGAUGAUGCUGGCGUCUCUGGACCUCAGUCUGCCCUGGCUCUACCUCAGCAUGGGGGUCCUGCAAGGUCUGGGCAUCUCCUUCUCGUGGAUCCCCGCCAGCAGCAUGGUGAGCCACUACUUUGUUCGCUGGCGUCCCAUCGCCUACGCCAUCGCCAGCUCGGGGGAGUGCGUCUUCGCCGUCAUGUUCGGCCCCUUCUUCCAGUGGCUCAUCGAGACGUACACGUGGCAGGGCGCCUUGCUCGUCAUCGGAGGCCUUCAGCUCAACCUGUGCGUCUGCGGCGCCCUCAUGAGGCCUCUGGAGUCGAGCCGGGACGCCAGAGACUGUCUGGAAGCAGACGCUGCUGCGCCGCCACCCAAGAGGAAGGCCUUCUUCCAGUGCUCCCUCAUGACCAAACCAGAACUCCUGCUCUACAUCCUGUUCGCCAUCUUCGCAGCGGCGGGGUUCUUCAUCCCGCCUCUCUUCCUGGUGCCCUUCGCCAACAGCCUGGGGAUGGAUAAGUACUGGCCGGCCUCCAUCCUCUCCGUCCUGGCGCUGGCCGACCUGGCGGGGAGGCUGGUCUGCGGGUGGAUCGCGAACAUGCGGCUGCUGAGGAACCUGCAGCUGCUCACCAUGGUGGCCACUCUGCUCGGGGUGGUUCUGCUGCUGCUGCCCAUCAGCCACAACUACUGGGUCAUCCUGGUGUUCGCCUCCCUCUACGGCUUCCUGUUCGGCUGCGUGGUGGCCAUUCACAUCACCUCCAUCGUGGACAUUGUGAGCCUGGAGGGGUUCGACAGCGGCCUGGGGCUCUUCAUGAUGUUCAGGAGCAUCGGGGGUUUCAUUGGUCCUCCUGCUGCAGGCUGGCUGGUGGACCAGACCAAAGACUUCAGCGCUGCCUUCUACCUCUCCGGCCUCUGCCUCAUCACGUCAGCGGUGUUUGUGGUGGCGGUCGACAGCCUGCUGCAGAAGAGGAAAGCCGUGGAGGCUGAAGUUCACCAGGCCAUUAACACACCGGAGGACUGGCAGCCGGGAAAAGUCAAGUGAGACUCGGUUACGUAAGACGUCUGACCGGCGGGCGAAUGGAAGCUGCACAGUUACUUCAUUUUUGCACUUGAACAUUGAUUCAGUCGCGGCUUUUACAAUCAAACUUAGAAACAGUCCACUGAUGUGUUGGCUGGCUGGUUGCAACCUGGAGACACUCUGCAGGACACACAAGUUGUUUUAACCCCGGAGGACCAAACAUCGGAUCGGUUCAACUCCUCACACCUGCCGAGCUUUAAGUCUGAAACACUGCAGCAGGUUUCAUCUUCAGCACUGAUGCUCUCAAGAGUUUACAGAAUACAGCUGACGGUGUUCGACCACAACAACUUCCAUGAAAACAGCUAAACCAGCAGAGUUAGCUUCUUGUCAAGCUGUAAAUCUUAAAAGAGGUCACAGACAGACAGCUGCAUUUCUACAGAGGUGAAGUGUUUUCCUCAAAAACCAGUUCUUAUGUUUUGCACAAGAGGGUGUAAAGAGUUAAACUGCAGAACAUGAUAUAAAUUUCUCAGCUGUUCGAUCAGCUUAUCUCACCAUGUUUAGGAACAGCUCAGAGAAAGAAGCCUGAAUGUAGGACUGUUGGUUUGGAUCUUUUCACUUCUCUUCUAACUUCGCCGCUGCAGCAUCACUGCUGUAGAACAACAGGUAAAUUCAUGAGCUGUUGAUUGAUGACAUUUUUGUUUUUGUCUGUUGACUGACUGAGAAGUCGUCAGCAGGACGUUGGGUCUGUCGCUUUAAGGCUUGAACCUGCUGCAGCAUGUGGGUCAGGCUGCUCGGGUUCCUCUCGUUACUGGAGCGCUGACUUUCUGUGAACUCGUGAACCGCCGCCGCGGAGCGCUAAUAAAUAUUUAUCCUGCCCACUUGUUCUUAUGCAAUAGAGACUUUUUAAAGACUUGAAAAGGAAACAAGGUUUGGCCUUUUGGAACCACUUAAGUGUUUAAUAACCCUCCAUAUAUAACCUGUUUCACCUGACAACAAACACUCUAAGCUGUUUCAGUGAAUUAAUUGCAGGCAGCAGGUCGUAGCUUCAGCUGUUUUUAUGUCUGAAUGUAUGAUUCAGUCGUCGAGCUUUAAAAUGGUUUAAUUAGAUAAAAGGUUUUUUCAUAUAAACUGUUGUAAAUGAAUCAUUUCACAGAAUCAGUCCCUGCACCGAUGGUUUGAAUGAAAACUCACUUUUAUUGAACUAUAAAAAUCAGUCUUUAAGUUUUAAA